AGUGUCUCGUCUUUGAAGCUUUUAUUGUGAAAGUCCGGUGCCGGAUGUGAGUGUGCCACGCUGCCGCUAACUUCCCGCGCUGUUCGGUGUUCACUCAUUCUGCAGGUCGGACUCGCAGCGGAGGAACCGGAGAUUCUGCUGCUCUCCGCCACAAAGUAGCGAGAAAACAACGUGGAACCACUGAGAGGAGAGUUGAGGAGGAACCAGGAGAACCCAGCGGGAGAACCCGAGCCGAACCGGGACCAGAGAGCAGCUUUAUCGAUCCGAAGUGAUUGAUCGGUCUCGUGUUUGAUCGGUCACAGGUUGCUGCAGCUCGCUGCUCUUCUCCUUCUAUCGGGACUCCGAGCAGCAAAAACCAGUCAGACAUUUUCCUCCCAGUCAGCCAGUCAGUCCGCUGUUAUUCCUCCCAGUAUGAUGUGGUGUGUGACCAGUUGGCCGGCUGGCAGCAGCGGCUGACUCAACCUUGGAUUUUACUCCUCAAUGGUUUUUUCCUCUUUUUUUUUUUUUUUUGCUCCACUCCAGUUUUUGGCGUCUCUCUCUUUUUUUUUUUUUUUUUUUUUAAGGUGGACUUUGCCCUCGGGGUGUUGUAACCCCCCCCCCCCCCCCUCCUCCUCCUCUAUCAAACUAAAAGCCUCUAUUGAUUCUUCUCUUGGAGUAUUUCUAAACUUGGCUGGAAGUUUUUUUUUUUUGCUCCUCUGAGAGGUAAAAAGUUUGGAAGUGUUUUUUUCCGAGCCUGUGGAAAAAUGGAUGCGGGUAUAGAGAAGGAAUGCAGCGCCUUGGGAGGGCUCUUCCAGCUCAUCAUGAACGACAUGAAGGCCAGUUAUCCAACAUGGGAGGACUUUGUCACCAAAGGAGCCAAACUACAGUCACAGCUCAGGACGACCAUCGUGGUGACCGGAGCGUUCCUCGACGCGUUCCAGAAGGUGGCAGACAUGGCAACCGGGACCAGAGGUGCCACCAAAGAGAUCGGCUCAGCGCUCACCAGGAUGUGUAUGAGACACCGCAGCAUCGAGUCCAAGCUCAAACUGUUCACCACAGCUCUGUCAGAAGGCCUCAUCAGUCCUCUGGAGCUGAAAAUGGAAGAGUGGAAAAAAGUGGCCAGUCAGCUGGACAAAGACCAUGCUAAAGAGUACAAGAGAGCGAGAGCAGACAUCAAGAAGAAAUCAUCCGACACGAUCAAACUGCAGAAAAAGGUGAAGAAAGGGAAGGACGAGGCGCGGGGGCAGCUGGACAGCGCGCUGCAGGACGUCAACGUGCGCUACGGCGUCCUGGAGGAGACGGAGAAGAGGAACGUCUGCAGAGCGCUCCUAGAGGAGAGAGCUCGCUACUGCAGCUUCGUCUCCAUGCUCAAACCGGUCCUGGACCAUGAGAUCAACAUGUUAGGUGAGGUGACUCAUCUCCAGACGAUCCUGGAGGAUCUCACCAACCUGACAGCUGAACCCAACAAGCUGCCUCAGGCCUCAGAGCAGGUGAUUUUGGACCUGAAAGGUUCAGACUUUAACUACAGCUACCAGACGCCUCCAGCCUCUCCCAGCAACACUCUGUCCAGGAAGAGCAGCAUCAGCAGUAACUACCAGUCUGGAUCAGUGAGACAUGUUCCUUCUCUGGACUCCAUCAGCUGUGCUGUUGAUGGAGUACACAUCCAGGACGCUGUCGGCUCCACCAAUCAGCUGGCAGCGGGGGGGAGACGCGGGGGGGCAGAGAACGGCCUGCUGGCCCCGCCCCACAACGCUUACUCACACCACCGGAGAGAGGGCCAGGGCCAUUUCCUGACUUGUACCCAUAAAUGCUCCUCACUUCUUAUAGGAGGCCUUUAUUCUGAAAUCCGUCUAGACUAUCUCUCCUCUCAGUUAGUCUCUAGUUUCCUCUGUAUUUCUCUGUUGAUGGUGACUCUCUCUGGUCUCCUCUGGGUCUGUUGUUCUCUCAGUAGUUUUGUGUUUUCUUGGCUAAACUUCCUUCCUUCUCUUCCAGCUGUGAGGAGAGAGCCUCCCCUCUAUGUCGACUACGAGUCCAUCUCUCUGCACGGAGACGCCGACUCCAUCUCCCUGCACCACCUCCACCACGGGAGCAGCCAGUCCGACUUCGACAAGUCCUCCACCAUCCCGAGGAACUCCGACCUCAGCUUCCAGUUCAGGAAGUUCGCCCAGUCCAAGCGUCCGGCGUCCACCGUCAGCCUGCUGGCCGAGCCCGAGCUGCUGGGCCGCUCCGCCCGCCAGCUGCCGUCCCACACCGCCACCAUCAGGCGCAAGCCGUCGUCCAAGCCGGCGUACCGGCGGGGCACCAUCAGCGGCGGCGUGCCCAUCCCCAUCAGCACGCCGCAGGUCCCCCUCAAAGCCCUGGCGGGGAACGGCGGCGGCAGCGAGGAGAACGUGUUCGCGGCGCCGUCUGGCGGAGGAGCCGGAGGUUUAGCUUACAGUAAACUCUGCACCUCCACCCAGAGCCUCAGCGCCUUGCCUCCUUCCUCCUCCUCCUCCUCCUCCCCGUACUACCAGCUGGUCCCGGGCCAGAUGCCCAUCCCCGUGCCCGGGCCCACCGUCCCCUCCCUGCCACAGGAGGGCAGCAACAGCAAACAGCAACACCUGCAGCAACAGCAGCACAUCAACCAACACGUCAACCACCAUCAGCAACGCAGCCAGCUGCAGCAGCACAACCAGCAACUCCACAUUCAGCAGCAGCAACAGCAGCAGCAGCAAUAUCUCCAUCAGCAGCAACAACUACAGCAACAGCUUCAGCAUCAGAAGCAACUACAGCAACAGCAGCAUCUACAGCAACAGCAGCAACUUCAGCAACUACAGCAACAGCUCCAACACGACCAGUACCAGGAGCAGCUGAACCAGCAGCAGAAACAGAAGCUGUUCCAGCAGCACCACCAGGUCCAGAUGCAGGUCCAGUCCCAGGGGGAGGCCUCCGGUCUGGGCCACCAGCAGCCCCAGGCCCCGCCCCCCUCCAGCCACACCCAGAACCAGAACCAGGAGCCGCUGGUCCCGGAGGGAGGAGGCAUGCUGAACCAGAUCAGAGCCGUGAAGCUCAAACGGACCCAGACCAACGACCGCUCCGCCCCCCUGCUGCCCCCGCCCACCAACCACUAAUGAGGCUGAUGCUUUUAGUUUCCUGCUGGUUAAACUGUUUCAGUUUUAGUUUAACGGAACAAAUCAAACAGACUUCCUCAGAUUGUGAACUGAUUCAUCGCUGGAACUCCACGUGUGUCUUAUUUUAUGUUCUGCUUCCUUUUAGGCCC
Centropristis striata (black sea bass) is the source of this 3238-nucleotide messenger RNA. It is a transcript of the gene mtss1, whose product is annotated as MTSS I-BAR domain containing 1. Gene Ontology annotation, cellular component: cytoplasmic side of plasma membrane; actin cytoskeleton. The record is from RefSeq and is a predicted model, not a curated record. Gene Ontology annotation, molecular function: actin binding; phospholipid binding. Gene Ontology annotation, biological process: cell projection assembly; plasma membrane organization. NCBI's taxonomy places the organism in Eukaryota, Metazoa, Chordata, Actinopteri, Perciformes, Serranidae.